AUGUCCUUGACGACUGCUGCUCCACUUUUAGCAUUAUUGAGAGAGAAUCAGGAUUCCGUUAAGACAUAUGCCUUAGAAUCUAUAAACAAUGUUGUAGACCAAUUAUGGUCUGAGAUCUCGAAUGAAUUGCCGGAUAUUGAAGCAUUGUAUGAUGAUGAUACCUUUUCUGACCGUGAAAUGGCUGCUUUGAUUGCCUCUAAAGUUUAUUACAAUCUUGGUGAAUACGAAUCGGCUGUGAAGUAUGCGCUUGCAGCAAAAGAUCGUUUUGAUAUAGAUGAACAGUCCCAAUUUGUUGAAACUAUAGUCUCAAAGAGCAUUGAGAUGUAUGUCCAAAAGGCCUCCAAACAAUACACUGAGGACGAACAAUUUUACACUAAGGAUACCAUUGACCCAAAGUUGACGUCCAUUUUUGAGCGGAUGAUAAAAAAAUGUUUAAAAGCUUCAGAACUAAAAUUAGCUUUAGGAAUUGCCCUGGAAGGUUAUAGACUAGAUAUCAUUGAAAGUGCUUUAAAAAACAAAUUGGAUCAGGAUUCCUCCUCUGAAAAUGUUAAAACCAUCAAUUACUUAUUGACUCUAGCUACAACUACCGUGACAAAUUCCAAGUUUAGAUCCUCAAUAUUAAGAAAAUCCUUUGAUUUUCUGAUGAAUAUGUCUAAUUGCGAUUACUUGACGCUCAAUAAAGUGGUUGUAAAUUUGAAUGAUGCCGGAUUGGCGCUCCAGCUAUUUGAGAAAUUAAAGGAAGAAAAUGAUGAAGGAUUAUCUGCCCAAAUUGCUUUCGAUUUAGUUUCAUCUGCGUCUCAACAGUUACUUGAGAUAUUAGUAACCGAAUUAACUGCUCAGGGUUACGAUUCUGCUUUAUUGAACAUUCUAUCAGGUCUACCGACCUGCGAUUAUUACAACACCUUCCUUUUGAAUAAUAAAAACAUUGACAUUGGACUUUUGAACAAGUCUAAAUCAGCUUUGGAUGGGAAAUUUUCUUUGUUCCAUACCGCAGUCAGUGUUGCCAACGGUUUUAUGCACGCUGGUACGACUGACAAUUCGUUCAUCAAGGCGAACUUGCCAUGGUUAGGCAAAGCUCAAAACUGGGCUAAAUUUACGGCUACAGCCUCUUUAGGUGUCAUUCAUAAAGGUAAUUUAUUAGAGGGUAAAAAAGUUAUGGCCCCUUACUUACCAGGCAGUCGAGCUUCUUCUAGAUUUAUCAAAGGUGGUUCGCUGUAUGGUUUGGGUUUAAUUUACGCUGGUUUUGGUCGUGACACCACCGACUACUUGAAAAACAUAAUAGUCGAGAAUAGUGGAACCACUGGCGAUGAAGAUGUAGAUGUUUUAUUACACGGUGCUUCCUUAGGUAUUGGUCUUGCUGCUAUGGGUUCUGCUAAUAUUGAAGUCUAUGAAGCCUUAAAGGAGGUUCUGUACAAUGACUCUGCUACAUCUGGAGAAGCUGCUGCAUUAGGUAUGGGUCUCUGUAUGCUAGGAACAGGUAAGCCUGAAGCCAUUCACGAUAUGUUUACAUAUUCUCAAGAAACCCAGCAUGGUAACAUUACUCGUGGUCUAGCCGUUGGCCUAGCCUUAAUAAAUUACGGCCGUCAAGAAUUGGCUGAUGCUUUAAUUACUAAGAUGUUAGCAAGUGAUGAAUCCUUAUUACGUUAUGGUGGUGCAUUCACAAUCGCGUUAGCGUAUGCGGGUACGGGCAAUAAUUCAGCUGUCAAGAGGUUGCUGCACGUGGCAGUGUCAGAUUCUAACGAUGAUGUCAGGAGGGCAGCAGUCAUCGCAUUAGGUUUUGUUCUCUUACGUGAUUAUACUACCGUACCAAGGAUUGUCCAACUUUUAUCUAAAUCGCAUAAUGCCCAUGUCAGAUGUGGUACUGCAUUCGCUCUUGGAAUUGCUUGUGCUGGCAAAGGUCUACAAUCAGCUAUUGACGUGCUAGAUCCACUAACAAAGGAUCCUGUAGAUUUUGUUCGUCAAGCUGCCAUGAUUGCUUUAUCUAUGAUUUUAAUUCAGCAAACAGAAAAAUUAAACCCUCAAGUUGCUGAGAUUAACAAAAAUUUCUUGAGCGUGAUUACGAAUAAACACCAAGAAGGUUUAGCUAAAUUCGGUGCAUGUGUGGCGCAAGGCAUAAUGAACGCUGGUGGGCGUAAUGUUACAAUUCAGCUGGAAAAUGCGGAUACAGGCACAUUGGACACCAAGUCUGUGGUUGGUUUGGUCAUGUUCUCACAAUUCUGGUACUGGUUCCCACUGUCUCACUUUUUGUCUCUUUCUUUCACUCCAACAACAGUCAUCGGUAUCCGGGGUAGCGAUCAGGCUAUACCUAAAUUCCAAAUGAACUGUUAUGCUAAAGAAGAUGCUUUCAGUUAUCCGAAGAUGUAUGAGGAAGCAAGUGGUAAAGAAGUAGAGAAGGUGGCAACGGCAGUUCUCUCCACCACAGCAAGAGCGAAAGCAAGAGCAAAGAAGACAAAGAAGGAAAAGGGCCCUAAUGAAGAAGAAAAGAAAAAAGAGCACGAGGAAAAAGAAAAGGAAAGGGAGACGGACAAAAAAGGCAUAAAGGAAACAAAGGAAAAUGAUGAAGAAUUUUACAAAAAUAAGUACUCUUCAAAGCCUUAUAAGGUUGAUAAUAUGACUCGUAUACUACCUCAACAAUCAAGAUAUAUUUCUUUUAUUAAGGAUGACAGAUUUGUUCCUGUACGUAAAUUCAAAGGAAACAACGGCGUUGUAGUUUUAAGAGAUAAGGAACCUAAAGAACCUGUAGAGCUAAUUGAAACUGUCAGACAAAUGAAAGAUGUUAACGCUCCACUUCCAACCCCAUUUAAGGUCGAAGAUAAUGUCGACUUUCCUACUGCUUAA
Messenger RNA from Saccharomyces paradoxus, 2838 nucleotides. RefSeq names its product proteasome regulatory particle base subunit RPN2 (gene RPN2). The record is from RefSeq and is a predicted model, not a curated record. The coding region runs from base 1 to 2838 and encodes 945 amino acids. Gene Ontology annotation, molecular function: enzyme regulator activity. Lineage: Eukaryota; Fungi; Ascomycota; Saccharomycetes; Saccharomycetales; Saccharomycetaceae. The transcript has a single exon. Gene Ontology annotation, biological process: regulation of protein catabolic process; proteasome-mediated ubiquitin-dependent protein catabolic process. Gene Ontology annotation, cellular component: nucleus; proteasome regulatory particle, base subcomplex; proteasome storage granule.